AUGAGUUCUGACAUACAGACAGCCGGGCACGCUCCUCCCGGCAUGAAUGAGAAGGUCCCGACUGAUGACCGUAUCGAGAGAAGCAAUGUCAAUUAUACCAGUUUCACACAGGUCGGGCUCGAUGACAAGAUACUUAACGCGGAAGCCCUUCAGGGUACCGCGAACGAGCACAGCCUUACGUUCCUGCAAGGCAUUAAGACGUACAAGCGCGCGGCUCUCUGGUCUAUUUUGAUAUCUACCACCGUGAUCAUGGAAGGCUACGAUGUGACCUUGGUUGCCAGCUUCAUUGGAUACCCGACUUUUCGCGAAAAGUAUGGCCAGUGGCACGAUGAAGAGCAUGGAUACCAGAUUUCUUCGGCCUGGCAGGCCGGGCUCAACGACAUUGCCGCCGUGGGCAACAUCAUCGGUGCUCUGCUCAACGGGUACUUUACAGCCAAAUAUGGCCAUCGCAAGACGCUCAUGUUCAGUUUGGCCUUCCUCACUGCCUUCAUCUUCAUCGAGUUCUUCUCGCCAAACAUCGAGGUCCUUCUAGUCGGCGUCUUUCUCUGCAACAUCCCGUGGGGUGUGUUUGCGACGACUGGACCGGCGUAUGCAGCGGAAGUGGCUCCGUUGGCCCUGCGAGGCUAUCUCACUGCAUACGUCAACUUGUGCUGGUGUAUCGGCCAAUUCAUCUCUGCUGGUGUCCUGAAGGGACUGGUCAACAACAAAUCUCAGUGGGGAUACAAGAUUCCAUUUGCUGUCCAGUGGGUUUGGCCCGUCCCCCUCUUCAUCGCUGCUCUCCUCGCCCCUGAAUCCCCUUGGUUCCUCGUGCGAAACGGCAAUCUCGAGUCAGCCCGCAAGUCGCUCGUCCGCCUUUCGGAGCCCGAGCACAAUGUCGACUACGAUGCCACUAUCGCCCUCAUGGUCCACACCGACAAGAUCGAGAAGGAAGAGCAGGCCGGAACGAGCUACUGGGAUGCCUUCAAGGGCACUAACCGGCGCCGUACCGAGAUCGCGUGCAUGUGCUUUCUCUCUCAGAUCACUGACGGCGGUGCCCUGUGUUACAGCGGGAGCUUCUUCUUCGAACAAACGGGCAUCAGUGCCGAUGCCGCCUAUGCCAUCGGUCUCGCAGGCACAGGAAUCGCCUUCUGCGGCACUAUCAUCUCAUGGUUCUACCUUUCCAGAUGGGGACGUCGCACAAUCUGGCUUUACGGCUUCUACAUGCUGGUCCUGGUCUUGUUCACCAUUGGCAUUCUCGCGUGCGUCCCGAACCAGACGAAGACGCUCGCUUGGGCGCAGUCGUGUCUGUGCCUGGUCUGGCUGGGCUCCUACUCCAUGUCUGUCGGUCCCAUUGUCUACACGAUCGUUGCCGAGAUCGGCUCCACUCGUCUCCGGACGCAGACCGUUGUCCUUGGCAGGACGACGUAUUAUAUUGGCAACAUCAUCGGCGGGGUGCUCCAGCCGUACUUUAUGUCCCCGACGGCUUGGGACGCUAAAGGCAAGACAGCAUUCUUCUGGGGGAGUCUGUCCUUUCUGACGACCGUUUGGGGCUACUUCCGGCUGCCUGAGACGAAGGACCGCACUUUCGGAGAGAUGGAUGUGAUGUUCCAGAAGGGCAUCCCUGCUCGCAAGUUUGCGAACUAUCAGCUCAACCCCGAAGAUGAGUUCAUUGGGCGCUAG
Thyridium curvatum is the source of this 1659-nucleotide messenger RNA. RefSeq lists its product as uncharacterized. Bases 1 to 1659 code for a protein of 552 amino acids. The record is from RefSeq and is a predicted model, not a curated record. Gene Ontology annotation, cellular component: membrane. Gene Ontology annotation, biological process: transmembrane transport; carbohydrate transport. Gene Ontology annotation, molecular function: carbohydrate:proton symporter activity. The transcript is spliced from 7 exons. NCBI's taxonomy places the organism in Eukaryota, Fungi, Ascomycota, Sordariomycetes, Thyridiales, Thyridiaceae.